Messenger RNA from Paramuricea clavata, 784 nucleotides. NCBI's taxonomy places the organism in Eukaryota, Metazoa, Cnidaria, Anthozoa, Malacalcyonacea, Plexauridae. The record is from the annotation of a GenBank genome assembly.
AUGUCUGAAUUUGCUGAGAGACUGAAUUGCUUAUUCGAUCUAACGCAUAAAAUUUACAACCUACUGAAUAAAUCGGUAACUACUGAUCCACUUCCAAAGUCAGGGCAAAGUUUGAUAAACAAAAAAGACACUAACUCUGGGUAUUGCGAUCUUUCUGCUGACCUUGAGGGCGUUAAGUUAGAUGUUGUAAUAAUCGAAUCUAGAUUUUCGAACAGCAUUUCGGCAAAUCAAAACGAGAUUCGUAAAAUAAAUAAAGAGAUUAAUCACUUUCGUGAUCAAUUGUUCAUUAUGCAAAAGGAGCAGCAAAAGACUUCUAUAGAAAUUACUAAUCACGAUGCAGUAAUUAAUGAAUUAUCCUCUCAAGCGUGUUCUUCACAGGACAUUGCACUCGAGUAUAAUUAUCAAUCUGGUAAUGCGUCAAAUUAUGAUACCGGUAAUGAGGAAAACGAAAGCGGUAAUUCUAUGGUAGCUAAUGUAGAAUCCAGUCAAGAGGAAAAUGCAAAUUUAAACGCCUCAAUGGAGUCGAAUAAAAGUUCUGAGAGAGAAAUUUCUAUAGUUUUGAGUAAUGAUGGUCAUAAUCCCGGCCUUGAUGCUCCUACUCAGCUUGUAAAGCCAAAUGAGAUCACAUCGCAAAUUGCAACCCAAGAGCAAUGUUUAAAUGAUGCGAAAUUGAACACUAUUAGUGUGGGCGAGAAUAAUUCCGUUUCUGAGAGCCCAGCACAAAUCCAAUUACAUAUUUCAAAUAUCUCGAAUAAAGCUCGUUACGCAAAUAAGAGAAAGGAUU